Messenger RNA from Insectozyma verbasci, 351 nucleotides. The record is from the annotation of a GenBank genome assembly. Lineage: Eukaryota; Fungi; Ascomycota; Pichiomycetes; Serinales; Debaryomycetaceae.
AUGUUUUUUUCACCACCAGUCAAAUCAAUUGAAAAAAAAUUACUUAAUCAAAUAUCAAAAACUAGAACAAUGUCAGCUUCAAAAUUCAUUAUACCUACAACAUUAAAAGAAAUUAGAUUCCAUUUAUCACAAUCAGGUUCAAAUAGUAUACCAUUAAAAAAAUUCAUCACAAGCAAUUAUUCAUCUUUAAAACAACAAACAAAUUAUAAAAUUCCAAUUUUAAUUAGAGAAUCAUUUGGUAUUUCUCCUAGUUUAACUUUUAGAUUUGAAAAAGGUAAAGAAAUUAAAAAGGGAUUGGAUGGAUUAGAUGAAGGUCAAAUUGAAAAUACAUUUAAAGAAUUAUUGAAAUAG